AUGGGCCACCGGGCAAACACCGACAUGCCGCUGCUGCAGCUCGAGCUGGAGCGACAGCUAUCCGAAUGCAUCAUCGCCGAGUUCACCCAGCUCCUGCAUACAGAAGAGGACCUGCUCGCGGCAUGGCAAGAGCGCAUUGGCAGCAGUGGUUUCGUUCACAUCGACAAGCAUGAGCACUCGACGGGGGGGAGAGAGGAGAACGACUGGCUGAAGGAUCGAGCCAUACAAUGCCGCAAAGCCCGACAGACAUUGCUGGCCACAUACGUACACAGGCUGUCCGACGAAGUCGGAUUGCUCAACCGCGCAAGCGACCUACAGCAGAGAUGGAAGCUGACCGAGGACAGCGCGGCGAGCGCCAUGGACAUGGGUACACCAGCGGCUUCCUUCACUUGGAGUGAUCAGCUCUCAAAAUGGAGUAUCAAAGCCUUCACCGUCUUCCUUCUGCUUAUUGCUGGUGUUGCCAUCUUCGAGCAAUAUGGCUUCUUCCGCGUUCCGCAACCCAUGACCUCGGCAACAGCAAUCUUCGACCUCGACGCGGUACCCGUCAACAACAUCAGCAUGCGCCUAUCCACUGCACUUUCAAGUCUCGAGAACCGUAUCCGCAGCAGCUUCUCCUCCGUUCAAGGCUUCCCCGAGAUCUUGCAGGCUUUCGAAUGCGCACAGUUGCAUGUUCAGCGGGUGGAGGACAUCUGGGUAAAGACGGAUAUCUUCGAAGAGCCAGUGGAGAUGGCACUCCGGACAUCCAAGAGCUUGGAGGAGAUGGCCGCAGGAGCAUCGAGUUCGCUUCUCAACGCUGCACUCGACACGGCGGCGUAUCACGGCGUGCUGCCCCCGGGGUGGAGUGCACAGCGCCCAGCGGUACGCAUGGAAGCCGAGCUGCGGCAAUACCAGACGGAAAUGGCGGGCUGGAAGCAGCGUGCAGCGGACACGAUCCGGCAAGGCGCAUGGCACCUGGCUCAAGCACAGCGAGAAGUAUCGCAGGCGCAGAACGUGUGGCUGCCCAUGGCCGCGGCCGACGCCGAGUCGAGCCGGAGUAUGAGAGUGCGCCGGGCGGAGGAGCAGACUCUGAUCGUGCUUGGGACGCUGGAGCAGGAAAAGAACGCUUUGGUGGAGGAGGAGUUGGGGAUGGUGCUGUCGGUGAUGGUGAGAGAUGACCGAGACGGCCGCGUGAGGGCGGAAUUGCUCAGUCAGAACGCCGCAGGCCUCCAGCUUUGGGCGGGCCGACUGCGGCAAGCUGCGCAGUGUCGCGCCGACCCGGAGUGCCGCUGGAUUUGA
This is a messenger RNA of Lecanosticta acicola, 1275 nucleotides long. Lineage: Eukaryota; Fungi; Ascomycota; Dothideomycetes; Mycosphaerellales; Mycosphaerellaceae. The record is from the annotation of a GenBank genome assembly.